AUGUCAAAAUCUGUCAACCUUUUGCAGCGAUUAGCAUUAACCUACAAGGCUUCUCGAUUCCCUUGGAAAAAGCAUGCUAUUGUUGGAUAUGACUUAUCAGGAAACGAAUACUGGGACUGUCCAAACCCAUUAGGUGGUAGAAUGAAACGUUGGGUGCAAAUGAAGAAUGUACCUCGAGGCAAUUUAACAAUAUUUGAAGAAAACCAAUUACCAGUUCAGUGGCAAGCCUGGCUGAGGCAUACACGAGAUUAUCCUCCAACCAUUGAAGAAUUAAUUCAAGACGAGAAAAGAAAGUCAAUAGUAAAAGAACGAGCGAAAGUUUUGGAACAGGAAUGGGAACAGCGAAAACUCCAACUACAGCAAGAAGCAGAAAAGGAGAAGCAACUGUUGGAAGAAAGCAGUCGAAAAGAAAAAGAUAAAAGUGAAGAACCCAAGUCGACAGAACCUGCUGGACAAGGAGAUACAUUCACUCCUGGUGAAUGGAACCCGACUGUUUCUAAACGAUGA
Rhizopus microsporus ATCC 52813 is the source of this 507-nucleotide messenger RNA. RefSeq lists its product as uncharacterized. Gene Ontology annotation, cellular component: membrane. Bases 1 to 507 code for a protein of 168 amino acids. The transcript has 5 exons. The record is from RefSeq and is a predicted model, not a curated record. Lineage: Eukaryota; Fungi; Mucoromycota; Mucoromycetes; Mucorales; Rhizopodaceae. Gene Ontology annotation, biological process: mitochondrial respiratory chain complex I assembly.